Molecule: messenger RNA, 1077 nt
Organism: Knipowitschia caucasica
Lineage: Eukaryota; Metazoa; Chordata; Actinopteri; Gobiiformes; Gobiidae
Source: the annotation of a GenBank genome assembly
AUGAGUGUGUGUGAGACUGUGUCUGAGAGAGUUCCUCUCUGUGCACAACCCCUGAGCCCUUAUUACUGCUGGUGUCUAAACGCCGUGAUCCACUGGUGUCUAAACGCCGUGAUCCACUGCUGUCUAAACGCCGUGAUCCACUGCUGUCUAAACGCCGUGAUCCACUGGUGUCUAAACGCCGUGAUCCGCUGGUGUCUAAACGCCGUGAUCCGCUGGUGUCUAAACGCCGUGAUCCACUGGUGUCUAAACGCCGUGAUCCACUGGUGUCUAAACGCCGUGAUCCGCUGGUGUCUAAACGCCGUGAUCCACUGGUGUCUAAACGCCGUGAUCCACUGGUGUCUAAACGCCGUGAUCCGCUGGUGUCUAAACGCCGUGAUCCGCUGGUGUCUAAACGCCGUGAUCCGCUGGUGUCUAAACGCCGUGAUCCACUGGUGUCUAAACGCCGUGAUCCGCUGGUGUCUAAACGCCGUGAUCCGCUGGUGUCUAAACGCCGUGAUCCACUGGUGUCUAAACGCCGUGAUCCGCUGGUGUCUAAACGCCGUGAUCCGCUGGUGUCUAAACGCCGUGAUCCACUGGUGUCUAAACGCCGUGAUCCGCUGGUGUCUAAACGCCGUGAUCCGCUGGUGUCUAAACGGCGUGAUCCGCUGGUGUCUAAACGCCGUGAUCCACUGGUGUCUAAACGCCGUGAUCCACUGGUGUCUAAACGCCGUGAUCCGCUGGUGUCUAAACGCCGUGAUCCGCUGGUGUCUAAACGCCGUGAUCCACUGGUGUCUAAACGCCGUGAUCCGCUGGUGUCUAAACGGCGUGAUCCGCUGGUGUCUAAACGCCGUGAUCCACUGGUGUCUAAACGCCGUGAUCCACUGGUGUCUAAACGCCGUGAUCCGCUGGUGUAAACGCCGUGAUCCACUGGUGUCUAAACGCCGUGAUCCACUGGUGUCUAAACGCCGUGAUCCACACUGGUGUCUAAACGGCGUGAUCCACUGGUGUCUAAACGCCGUGAUCCACUGGUGUCUGAACGCCGUGAUCCACUGGUGUCUAAACGCCGUGAUCCACUGGUGUCUAAACGCUGGUGUCUAA